AUAUUUAGGCCUUCCUCUGGGGUUAAUCCUAGGGCUGAAAGUUUUGGGGAUCUUGUGAUUGUAGGCAUUCAUCCUACUCUCAUUGUCUUGGUGAGAAAAGAAUUGUAAUAACCUUUUGUCUUCGUGCUAUUGUUUGUACAAAUUAAGUGUCUCGAUUAUAAUCCUCUGCGUUAAUGAAUUGUUUGUUUCUUCUUGCAGACCCAUCUCUGCUUUUGCCUGCAUUAGUUCGUCUUGUUUGUUCGUCAGAUGAAGUAGUACAUUCAUCUGCCAGUAAUACAUUUGUCGCGGUGCUCAAAUAUCAUAAUAAAAAAUUUGAAGUUUUAUGCAUGCUGCUCGACUGUCUUAGCAAUAUCUGCCAGAAUCCAGAUCUUCCUCAAGCUCUAGGUGAUAGAGGGAAAGAAGGGUCAAAGUUGGAUGCUGAUAGAGUGCUCAAGCUGAUCCCUCAGUGGUCAGAAAGUGUUGAAGACUGGAACUCGUUAAUCGAACCAUUGAUUGACAAGAUGUUUGCAGAACCAUCAAACGCAAUUAUUGUCAGGUUCCUAAGUUAUAUAAGUGAACACUUGGCAGAUGCUGUAGAUGUUGUCUUUCACCAACUUCUGUUACAUACAAGACAGCAAAACAGAUGGGAGAAUCAAAACUAUGAAGUUGAUAAUCCUCUGAAGUUGGAGCAUUCUCUCUUUGAUCGCCUUUGUCCAUUACUUAUUAUCAGGCUGCUUCCACUAAGAGUUUUUAAUGAUCUCAAUUCUUCACUUAUAUAUGGUGAACUUUGCAAACAAGAUACAGGUUAUUUUGACAUUCAUGAUGCUGAGAGUGUUGCUGGAAUUCUUCUGAACAGGGCAUUUAAUAAGUUUGAAUUCGAAGAUGUUCGGAAACUUUCAGCUGAGCUUUGUGGCCGGAUUCAUCCCCAGGUGCUAUUUCCACUUAUUGCCUCGCAAUUGGAACAUGCUGUAGAUGCUCGUGAUGCGCUGAAGAUAAAAGCUUGUUUGUUUUCAAUUUGUACAUCCCUUGUGGCUAGAGGCAGGGAUUCACUUUUACAUCCUAUUGUGCUCAAAAUUAGGAACACUAUAGAAACCAUCUUGUUGUGGCCUUCAUCUAAUGGGGAUGAAGUUUCCAAAGCUCAGCAUGGGUGUAUUGAUUGUCUAGCACUGAUGAUAUGUACUGAACUACAAGCUCUAGAAUCAUUCAGAGACUUGACCUCAAAGAACACAAGCCUUGUGAGAAUGGACAGUUCACGGGAUGCUGCAAUGAGAGAUUCAGUACGCAGUUAUGUGAUCCAUCAAUUAACACGUGAUAAGGACUGCACAUAUGAGGCAUCGAUAUCUAUGUCAUUUGUUCUAUGCAUGGCUAAUGUUCUCAUCAGUGCUUGUCAAAAGAUCCCAGACUCUUGCAAGAGACCCUUUGCUCGAGAAAUUCUUCCACGUCUCAUUCAGUCUGUAGAGGUGAUGAUGGAAUCAGAGUAUAGAGCUGCAUGCCUCCAGGUUUUCUUCUCAGCAGUAUAUCAUCUGAAGUCUACAAUUCUUCCUUACACUUCUGAUCUUCUCAGAGUCUCUCUGAAAUCUCUUAGAGAAGGAUCAGAAAAGGAAAAAAUGGCAGGUGCGAAGCUAAUGGCAUCUCUAAUGGCAAGUGAAGAAGCCAUUGUCAACAGUAUUGCUGGAGGACUACUAGAGGCUAUAACAGUACUUUCUAGUUUAUCAUCUUCUGAUCCAUCACCAGACGUACGUCAAGUGUCCGAAAAAUUGCUUGCAUGUUUAACUUCUCUCUAAAUUUUGUGUACUCCUUUUCUUCUUGUAGUUUUCUCUCCACUUGCUACAUUUUUCUUAUCUUUGAAGUACUUGUACAAAUGUAUAUAAUUACAAGGAAAGCUAUGUGGUUUAUAUGCA
Messenger RNA from Camellia sinensis, 1880 nucleotides. The record is from RefSeq and is a predicted model, not a curated record. Lineage: Eukaryota; Viridiplantae; Streptophyta; Magnoliopsida; Ericales; Theaceae.